UCCUGUGCACUGAGGAAGCAUCCACAUAUCACUGCCAGAGCCUCCAGCAUGCCACAGUACAAGCUGACGUACUUCAAUCUGCGAGGACGAGCAGAAAUCAGCCGCUACUUGUUUGCCUAUUCAGGCAAGAAGUAUGAAGACCACAGGAUAGAAGCAGCAGACUGGCCCAAAAUCAAACCAACUAUCCCAUUUGGCAAACUCCCUGUUCUGGAAGUAGAUGGAGUUACCAUUCACCAGAGUCUGGCAAUAGCAAGAUAUCUUGCCAGAGAAUCAGGUCUGGCAGGUCAGACUCCUGUGGAACAGGCACUAGUUGACGCCAUUGUGGACACCAUAGCUGAUUUCAUGACGCUCUUCCCUUGGGCAGAAAAAAACCAGGAUGUGAGAAAUCGAGCAUUUGAUGACAUCCUCACCAACAAAGCACCCGAGUUACUGAAAGACUUGAAUACUUUCUUAGGGGAUAAAAACUGGCUGGUAGGGAAGUCUGUAACAUGGGCUGAUUUCUAUUGGGAUGUGUGCAGUACGACACUUCUGUCCCAUAAAGCUGACCUGGUAGACAACUACCCCAGGCUUCUGGCUCUCAAAGACAGAGUGCAAGCACUUCCAGCUAUUGCAGCCUGGAUCCAGAAAAGACCAAAGACUGCACUAUAAAUCAGCUGCUCAGAGUGGAAAACACACCAAUCAUAUUUAGUGUUUCAACAUGGCAAAUGUCCUAAAUUACUAGGGUAAUUUGAUUUCAGAUGGGUAUGCUAUGCCAAAUCAAAAUCUACCACUUGCACCCAUUUACAAGAGAGAAUCUAGAAAGUUAAUUUGGUAGAGUAGAGCCUGAGGGAGAGGUGUGGUUUCAACCACAUUCCCCCAACUACUAAUAAAAUGCUUGAUCAACCCAA
This is a messenger RNA of Colius striatus (speckled mousebird), 887 nucleotides long. RefSeq names its product hematopoietic prostaglandin D synthase (gene HPGDS). Gene Ontology annotation, molecular function: glutathione transferase activity. The record is from RefSeq and is a predicted model, not a curated record. The transcript has 6 exons. Gene Ontology annotation, biological process: glutathione metabolic process. NCBI's taxonomy places the organism in Eukaryota, Metazoa, Chordata, Aves, Coliiformes, Coliidae. The coding region runs from base 49 to 648 and encodes 199 amino acids.